Messenger RNA from Limulus polyphemus (Atlantic horseshoe crab), 7195 nucleotides. It is a transcript of the gene Snx21, whose product is annotated as sorting nexin-21-like. Gene Ontology annotation, molecular function: phosphatidylinositol phosphate binding. NCBI's taxonomy places the organism in Eukaryota, Metazoa, Arthropoda, Merostomata, Xiphosura, Limulidae. The transcript has 3 exons. The coding region runs from base 162 to 1163 and encodes 333 amino acids. The record is from RefSeq and is a predicted model, not a curated record. Gene Ontology annotation, biological process: protein transport. Gene Ontology annotation, cellular component: early endosome membrane.
AAAUCUGCGGUCGCGGUUCGGAGUUUAUAGCAAAGUAUUUUGUUGGACUAGAGUUAAUAUUGUAAUUAAGGAAUUGAACACUUUUUUUAUUGUAUAGUUUUAUUAUUAAUUUAUAGUUAAUGAUAAUUAGUUUGUUAUUCUGUGCUAAACGUUAACGGAUCAUGAGUAAGAAUCCAAAUAUCACUACUAGUACUAGUGAUAUUACACAUGACGUACUGGCGGAUGACUUCGAUGACCUUACAUUGUCAUCUCGAGUUGGUGGAACACUUUGUUUUACAGACGGAAGUGUCGCUGAUGGAUUAUCUACCCAAAAAGAAUCAGAAACUACAAAAACUAUAAAAACGUGGUCGAAAUCUUCUGGAAAUAGUAAUCCAUUAUCAUCAGACACUUGCUCUUCUCCAAAAAAAGGAUCUCAGCGAGUGACCUUUGAAAUUGUUUCAGCAAAGACUGUUCUUCAAGGAAGGCGAAAACAUGUUAGCUACACUAUUCUAAUAAAAAGGAUUCCAGGCUUAGAACGUCAACCAGGGGUUUUGGAACGUCGCUAUUCAGACUUUCUGCUACUUUUCCAAGCUCUACGCACUAGAUACCCUGCUCUUCUGACAGAAUUUCCUUUUCCUAAGAAGGCUUUAGUUGGAAAUUUCACAGCUGAAGUUAUAGCAGAAAGAAGUGUUGCAUUCCACCAUUUGCUGACUUACUCAUUCUCGGUAAAGGAGCUGCGACAAACACCAGAACUUGCUGAUUUUUUAUACAAUCGUGAAUUACGAGAAGCUCACAAACUGAUGAAAACAGGCCACUUUGAAGAUGCAUCAGUUAUUUUAGAAAAUAUCUUUUUUGUUCAAGAAAAGUUACUAGGAGAAAGUAGCUGGCCAGUAUUUUCCACACUCUGCUUCUUGGUAGCCUGUUUAAAUGCUGUUGACAAUGUCACAGAAGCUCAGAAAUAUGCUGAGAUUGCUGUUCGUCACAUGGAGUUGUACAAGAACAGUGAGAUGUCAGUGCCUCUGUUAAUUUUGUCUGUACGACUCUGGUGGGCAGUUGGUAAAGAUAAGAGAGACUUGGAAGAGAAACUGCAGGAAAUAAAGCAGGGAGGAUUGAGUAUUGAUAAACUUCCAACACUGCUAGAAUUUGUCUUAAAGCAAGAUUAUCCUCAACCUAUGUUGUUCUGAGAUGACUGUUUCUGGUUGCUUUCUGUAUGUGUUAUAUUAAUACAAGUGGAAGGUGUGACUAACAUAAACACAACUGUGGAUAUAACGUAUUUGAAAGACAAAAUAGUUUGUUGUGUGUAAUCUCUAAUACUAAUUAAAACAACUGUGGAUAUAACGUAUUUGAAAGACAAAAUAGUUUGUUGUGUGUAAUCUCUAAUACUAAUUAAAAGCAUUUGAUAAAUAAGCUUCUAAACUCUUUUGAGCACUCUCAUUACCUUUUGUUGAUUUCUUUCAUCCCAUCGAACUUUUUAUGUUAAUUUCCUUUUUUGUAUGUCAUACAGAACAAACUGUCUGGUAAAGCCAUAUCUUGAUUAUAAUAGAUAACCCCAUAGUUAUGUAAAAGCUUUAUUUCUUUCCUAUAAGACUAAAGUUGUAUUUUCAACCUAGGAACAUUCUGUGAAGCUGUUAAAUGGCAUGAAAAGUGACAAGCUCGCUGUCAGUCAUCCUCUUGUAUGUAUUAACUGCUGUAGGUUAUUGUGAACUGUGCACAUACAUUUGUAUGUUUUAUCAUUACACUUUGUAGUGUUACUCUGAACAGCAUAAAAAUUGUACAUAUAUGUUUAGCUUCAUUAUAUCUUGAUCACUUCAGUUUUUUCUGCAUGGAUGACUUCUUAAAUAUUAUUUGAAUCAAACCUGUUCUAUUGCUGCACUGAUGUUUCUAUUAAAUGCUUAAUUGUUGUUAAAAAAUUAUAUAAGAUCAAUGGUUUUUAUAACAGUUCAACCAUAAUUGAGUUGUACAGUUAUUUAUUUGAGUUUGGUAAAUAUCAUUAUCUAUUACAUGCUGUGUAUCAGAAUGCAAGUUUCUGAAACUUAUGUCAAGUUAGCGUGCAAAAUAUUUCAGUGAGUUAUUUUUCUGGAUUAGCAAUUUUGAAAUGUGAAAUAACCCUUUUCAGUUUCUAGUUAAUCUUUCAUUGUUUUUAUCUUAGUCUUAGAUGAACCUUGAUAUACUUCAUACUUUGAUGUUUACAUGAUAUUCUUUCAGAAAUUGCAAAAGUACUUGCGAUUUAAUAGUACAGUAAAAGCUUUGUCAUCUGGCAUCUGGAAAGCUCUUGUAACCAGAAAUUUAAAUAUUUUCAAAGAUAAAUGUUUAUGGUAGAAACUAGCAUUCAUUACAGUUUUAUCCAGAAUGUCUCGGAAUAUUCUAGAUGCUUCUCAAAAGUUUAUGACUGUAGUUAACUGAUGCUGCUGCUCAGUUGUACAGUUGCGGCUUUGUUUUUUCUUGCUGGCAAGCUUCAGUUAAUAUUAAUAUGCAAGUGGCUAUUUAGUGUUUCAGGUUUUUUGUCAUUUACAAAGCUGCAAAACCUGACCCUUAAACUGGCAAGCUUUCACCAGGACAUUUAAUUGGUGAGUACAUUACAAUAUAUUGUAUUACUUUAUUUAAAAUACUGUAAUUAUAAAUGUUGUUAUACAGUUUAAGAUUUAUUAUAACAAUUAUUAUUUUUUAAAACUGUUGUUAAAGAUGAGGUAGAAAUACUGUGCUUUAGAACAUUAACAAGGUAUCAACAUUUUUUCUGUAAGACCAGGCUUAAAAAUAAUUUGUUUGCUGUAACCCUAAACUGAUUUAAAAUGUUGGUAGGUAGGUAGGUAAUUUAUUUAUUUUUUUUCAAAUUGCUUGGCAGAAAAAAUUUUUGGAAAUACCACUGUUUCUGUGAUCACUUAAAACAAAACUCAUUAAACCACGAAUACAUUGAAUCGUGGAAAAUGAAUGUGACACUUUCAACGUAUAAGUAGUUAAAAGGAUGUCAGCAUGUCGCAAGUUUUUAUCAAAUUCUUUCACAACACACAAUUGCUGGUCAAUAUCAACUUUGAUUGGUGAAGUUGAAUUGACUAUUGCCUACAAUUUUAUGGUUUGUUCUUUGGUUUUAUCUCAUCCGCCAAGUAAAUAUAUGAGUACUUCCCUCAAUAUGGAUAAUUUUCCAAUUGGAAUUAAUUUGUUUUUGAUCAUAAUUCUCAAUCCUGUUUUUGUGGUGCAAAAGAGGGAAGUAAUAGAGCUAUGUAACUACAGAGUUGCACAUUUACUUCACUAAAAUUAAGCUUAACCACAAAUGUUUACUGUUUUCACAUUAUUAUUACUAAAUAAGGAAAAUGAGAAAAGGAUAAAAAAACAUCUCUUAUGUCCCUUAAAAGUGCCAAGGAUGUUGUUUGGCAGAAGCAAACAUAAAUAUAACAACUGGAAAGAAAACCUUAAUAUGAAAAAGUUUAACUCAUAAAGUAUAGACACACGAAUAUGGUGAGGAGAGGGUAGAUUGUGCUUCAUAUGUAAACAUUAAAUUUAUUAAGAACAAAUUAAAUGAACACUGAAAAUUAUAAACAAAGUGACAAAUAAAUGAACUAACAAAACAUAUGCAGAAAAUAUUUAACUUCUCACUAAUCAAAAAAUAAUGUCCAAUAUGCUAACAUAUAUGCAAAAAAGUAGUGACAGGUUAGGGCACAAACGUUUUUCAUACUCAUGCGUGGAUAGUCAUGUAAACUGACCAAAUCGAGCACCAUUUUCACUUAUUUCUCAACAAGUUCAAAGUUAAUAUCAUACACUCCUUUACACCUUGAUAUCCAUAAGGAAUACUUAAUUUUACUAAUGGAAUUUGGAAUGAUUAGGUAAGGAGGCAUUAAACAACACUGUGAUAACCAUGAUAACUGGUACAGAAAAUAUGCCCUGUGUAAAACCCUGCAGUUUUCGCGCACAAUAACAUUCAGAAAGCACAUGAGGCACUGUUUUGAAAUUCAAACAGAACCGGCAAGUACUUGAAAAACUUAGCCCAAAUUUGUUUUAAUGAUAUCCCACUGAUACUACCUGAUGGGCAAUUUUCCAAUUCAAACCACAUCUGUUGUUGGUAUUGCCCCAAGCAAUAUUCCACCUUACACCUUGAUACAAUAUUUGUUCUUUGGGCGUGUGUAUAGGUCAUGAUUGUUCAUAAAUUUCAGCUGUUUUCUUACCCAAUAGUUGUACAGUCAAUUGUUGCAAUGGAUUUUCAAUAACUGUUACCAUGUUUUCAAUAUAACGAUGGUUCAUAGAUGAAGAAUUUUGUAUGUUUUUUAAUCAGAGAAAUAUUUCACUUUUAAACCCAAAUUGUAUCAAAGAAAGUAUGAUCCAACUGCAAAGUAGUUUUGAAGCACUGAAUUAUGAGGGACACUAUAAAAAUAUUCAAGUCCAAACAAUGGCGGAUCCAAUUUGGUAUGCAAUUUGGGUCCUGAGCAAAGUUCUGAUAGAUAUAUUUUGGGAACAUAUUAUGCAUUUACCACAUAAAGCACAGCUUUACCCAUUGUAUAUUGAAGUUGUUUUAUGUGAGACAGAACUUAUGUAACUAAAUCAUUGAAACAAUUCAAAUUAAAUAUUUUCACAAAACACGUAAUACAAACAGGAUAUUACUUCAUUGUUUGUAUGAUAAAAUGUAUAUAAGUAGCAGUUAUUCACCAUAUUAGUCUGCUAAUAUAUUUGUUAAAGCCAGUUGUCUUGGAUUUGAAUGUGCAAAAAUCUCUAUGAAUUUUUUCUGUAUUUAUUUUAUAUCCAUAAUGGAUAUGUAACAGUGAUAACCCAUUCACGAGGUCCUCGACCAUUAGACUUCUCUUAUAAGUUUUAAGUCUUCUCAUAGCACUUGUGCUGCUCUCACAUUAACAGGAAGGCAUGCCGAAUGUGCACAAUAAUUUCAGCCUAGUGUGAAUAUUUGGAAAAAAUGUCUUAUCCACCUUUUUCAGUGAUGAUCUAGCAUCUGCUGAUGUGUCUUGAGGUUAGAAUUUCUUCAGUGACAGACCCAGUAGUGCAUUUCUGCUGUAAUGUUUUAGGAACUAGGUAAGUCAUCUUUGUAUUUGGUUGCAAACUGUGUAACUUUAUGUAGAACCUGCUUUUCUGUAGCAUGUUGGAUUACAAGUGGGAUUAAGUGAAAAGUAUUAGCGAUGACAUCCUGUAGUUUUUGAAAGUAGUUUUUCAACACAACAAGAAGCUAGUUAAGCAAAGGUAUAGUAAUAUUGAUUUUAUAGUAUUUUUCACGAGUGACAGCUGGUGCAUUUGAAUGAUGAACUUGUCGUCCUACUACUCGAGGUGAAGCUGGCUGAAUUCUGACUGAAUCUACUUUCCUGAUUAUUUUCUUGUAUAGAUUAUGAUGGAAAGUAUCUAUGUUUGUUCUGUUGUCCUCUAAUUUAGUAAUUACCUCUUUCACUUGGUUGACUGCUUUAAUAACAUUUAAUGUCCGAGACUGAAGGCUCAAGAUGAAUGGUUGAAUGUAUGCAAGAACUUCCCAUAUUGUCAUGAGUGCUGCAAUAAACUGGAAUCGAGUCGCAGCUGCAAGAUCCACAUUGCAUCUGUGACACUUUGUCUGUUCCAUUCCUGUGGAUGAGUAGAGAUGUCUUGCAAUAAGCUUACUAUUGCCUCAAGUAAAUGUAAACAUGAACAGAAUAUGUUGUGCCAUGUCACCCAUCUUGUGUGACAAAGUUCUUUCAGCUGUUUCAUCUUAAUUGCAUGUCUGUUGUACACUUGAUCAAUACAGUCUUCUGUAUCAACAUUCAGUUGAUGUUUAAGAGAAUUUAACAACUUUGUCCAUAGUAUCUAUAACAUUAUGCACAUCGAGGAUUCUCAAUGCUUUCACUAAUGAAAGAUUAAGUUUCUGACUUGGACAGUGUGUGAAAACAGCUUUAUGGUAUUCUUGUUGAAUUCGAGUCACUGUUUUGUGCUGAAGGCCACACGUAUUUCCUGCCCUAUCAUAUGUUUGACCAUGAAAUUGUGCCAAUGGAAGUUGCCAGUUGUUUGAUAUCUUUUGAAUUAUGGUGGUAGCUAAUGCUUCACCAGUUGUAGAUAGACAUAAAACAAACUCCACAAAUUCUCAUCUAAUGUCAUCAUUUUUAUCACAGAAUCUCAACAUCAGUCUAAGUUGCUCAUGGUCAGAACUAUUUGUAGCUUCCUCUGCUGAUAUUGAAUAAAAAUUGGCAUUUCUUGCUUUUGACAAUAUUUCAUCGCAAAUGUAAUUUCCAUAAAUUGAAUUAAAUGGUACAUAGCAUGUCUGUUAGCAGUAGCAAAAUAGUUUUUCAAUACAUCAUCUUCUGCAUAUAUUCAGAAUUGGAGCAAUGCUUGAAAAUUACCAGGAUUAUGAGUAGCAUCCUCCAAGUCUUUUUUUAUCAUCGUGAUGUCCAUGUAAUACUAAGUUCUGCUAACCACAGAAUAUAACAGUUUGGAUUAUUGAUCUUAAUUUCUCCCUGUUAGCCUGAACCCUUUGAUGAAUUAUUUGGUUAACUUGUGUGUUUACAAGAUGCUGUGCUCUGGUCAUCACAUUUUGGAAUGCAAUUCCAGCUGCACUUCCAUGUACAUGGUACUGAUUAUUUUACCAAGUACAGUAGACACUUUGUGAUAGUUAUCCUUACAUGGCAUUUUAACAAGGAUACCAGCAAAUUCAUGGCAUCUGAAGAAGAUGCAGUAUAUACAAAAACCACCUUUCUUUCUUGCCAAAUAGACAAGUUCCGGGUAUUUUGACAGUAUAUGAUUUUUGAAAUGUACAAUUUCAUCCAUGUUACCAUUCAACUGGAAGCUUAGAACUGCCAUUUGGUGUCACGUGGUUUAUUAAAAUCUGAUACUUCUCGUCACCUGUUACUAAAGUGAGGUCCCCUGCCAGAGUCAAAAAUGUUCCAAUAUCAAGAGGAAUUGAUUUUUCUCCAGUUUUACCAGUGGGCAUUGCUGUAUGUCAACAUUUGUUUGUGUUGCGAGCUUAUUUGGAUUUCCAUCAUCAUUGUCAUUAUUGUUCAGAUUUGUCUGAUUGUGACCACAAUUAUGAUAAUAGCAUUGUUCUGUUACAGUUUCAGGAGUGGCCCUGUCAAUAGCAAGGCAAGUACACCUGAUAUGGUUUGUAUUGAUAAUAUAGCUUAGAUCUAUGAGAUGCUAAGCUGAAAUGUAUUAAUAGAUUAAGUAAUACAACCAGAAAAUACUUAGCAUCUAAUUAUGUGAUUUUUAUAUACAUAUUAAAUAUCUAAAAGUGAGCAAUUCAAUAAAAAUACUUACACAUUAUUUAUAU